AUGACAUAUCCCCCCCCCCCCCCUUUUCUCCCUCUCCCCUACCCUUGCGCAAUCGCGAAAGCCGAAGCAGUCACUGACAAUCCAGACAACUCGCCAUCGUGCAUCUGCCCCGCAUGCGGGAAGAGCUUUGCGCGCCCCGAUGUGCUGCGCAAGCACCUGUCGACGUCGUGCAAGCUGCGCCGGGGGAGCGACGGCGAGGCUGCCCCGCUCACGAGCGCAGAGGAGGACGCCAUCAUCCCGCGCAAGCGCCGGCGAACCAAGGCGCGCGCGGCCGUGUCGCCGUCUCCUUCGUCCUCGUCGUCCUCGGUCUCAGCCGACGAGCGCGUGCGCCGCGUGCUCGCCUCGUCGUCCUCGGCCAGCAGCGCCAGCACCAAGGUCGCCACCCCCGUGUCGCCUUCUAGCGCCGUCUCGCCCCAGUCUCCGGGAGACGACCGGAUGAGCGCACACUAUGCGCGCCUGCGCUCGCUGGCCUCCUUCCAGGCUGCUGGGGGACGGCUGUCGUCCUCCCUCCCCACGUCGAGCGAGGGACCCACCGUCGCUCGCGCCGGCGCCAGCCUCGACACCCCGCUCGCGCCCGCCUUUGCCGCGACGCCAGAGACGUUUGGCGACCUUGCGCUCGGCCCGCUGUCGUCCCUCCCGUCCUUCUCCCUCGGCCUCGUCAGCCCCAAGAGCACGCCCGCGACCAUUGCGCCCAGCGCCGUCUCGGCGUCUGCGUCUGUGUCUGUGCCCAACCCGCCGGCGCAGAAGGAGCAGCCGACGUGGUCGACGAGCGCGAACGACGACCUCCUCUCGUGGCUCUUCACCGUCACGAACACGGUCCCGCCGAGCGCGAUGGCGCCGUCGCUCUCGUCCUCUGCGUCCUCUGCGUCCUCGUCUGGCUCCGUCGGCUCUGUCGACGCCUGGCCCGUCACUCCCUCCGAGCCAGGCCGCAAGCUCAGCGACGCAGGCGAGCUCGCCGACCUCGCCCUCCUCCCCGACCUCCCCUUUGACGGCGGCGUCAGCGGCAACAACACCGCAGGCGGACUCGGACUCGGCGGCCUCGAGGGCAGCGCAGACUUUAACGGCCUCGGCGGCUUCUCGGCCAUUCGCGGCCUCCCCGGCAUGCCCGAGUUUGGCGACAAGAACGGCACCGACUGGCUCUCGCACAAGAGCGAAAAGUACGACCCGUACGCGUACGACCAGAACACGAUGGCGCAGAUGCGCGUGUACUACGAGCUGUACUUUAAGGCGUAA
Messenger RNA from Trichosporon asahii var. asahii CBS 2479, 1233 nucleotides. RefSeq lists its product as uncharacterized. The transcript has a single exon. The record is from RefSeq and is a predicted model, not a curated record. Lineage: Eukaryota; Fungi; Basidiomycota; Tremellomycetes; Trichosporonales; Trichosporonaceae. The coding region runs from base 1 to 1233 and encodes 410 amino acids.